AUGGCUGUGUUUCCCGCGCUUUUUGGAUUAAUCCUCGUCUCGAUUGUGACAGGUCAAACUGUAGAGAUCACCCCCAAACAGGCUGUGCGACGAGUAGGAGAUGACUUGACUGUUCUCUGCAAAGUUCCGUACCCAAUUGAUUCUUGCCGGAUGACAGUCGGUUCCACCCCGUACAGACUGAUCCCGAGCAACCAGGACGAAGAUGUGGUCUAUUCGGGCCAGGGCCUGCAGUUCGGCGAGUGCGGCGCGCAUAUAAAGCACAUAAAGGAGGAAUGGAACGGGAACAUUUCGUGUAUGCUGCCUCCGCAGAGCGGCAGCAUCGAAGUCACGGGCACCAUGAGGCUGGUCGUCGCUAAGCCCCCAGCGAACCCUCAAUUGAUCUCACCCCCUCAGUCCAACUUCAAAGAAGGAGACAUCUUCAUGGCGCAGUGUGUCGUGCCCAAUGGACGACCUGCAGCCAGGAUUACCUGGUUUUUGGAUGAUGACCAAUUCCUAACUGGAGUACACCAACCCAUAAUAUCUUCGGAACCCGGCAUCGAUCUUGAGACAAUCAGCCAGAACAUCACCAAGGAGCUAUCUGCUGAUGAUAACGGCAAGCGUCUGGUCUGCAGAGCGGAGCAUGAAGCCCUGGACAGCCCCAAAGAUGCAGCUAGGCAGCUCGUUGUGUACUAUCCACCAAAACGCACCGAAAGCGGUCCAAUCACGAUCUUCGGCCUCAAGAUCGGGUCGGAGGGACGUCUGAACGUGACGGUGAGGUCCAACCCACCUCCAGAAGCCCAAUGGACCGUAGGAGACUUGGUAAUCACUGCUCCCCAGAAGAACGAAGAAUCCACUAUUACUGCGCUCGAGCCAUUACACCUGGGUGGCGGCUACUACAACAUCACCUUAGUCCUAACAGCUGUGGCUAAAGAGGAUGUAGACAGGACAUACUAUCUUCGAGUGACCAAUGAUCUUGGAAGAGAAGAGUUUUCCUUGAGACUGAGCACCAUGGACGAACCUGCAGGCGUCGAACUAAGCCCUGGAGCGAUCGCUGGAAUCAUUGUGGGCGUCUUGUUAGUCAUCAUUGUCGUCUCUCUGACCGUCUACGCGAAGGCCACUGACAAAUGGUGUUUUGAAGAUGCCGAGAGUCCCGAUAACGCGAAAAGCUCUGGAGAAUCGGCGGCGGCUGGGGAUGUGCUUUUACAGACAGGAAACCCGCUACCCCCCAAAAUUGACACAGAAAGCGCCGUCGGCCGCCAGAGGUCGCGACUGAGCGCUCUAAGCGCGCGCGUCAGAGCGGUUCUUCCCCGGGGCAGGGACCGCGUGCAGGCCACCGCCAACGCAGAGGCUGAACCAGAGAACGUCGCCGAAGAAAAGAAAGGAGUAGUGUACGCAGAGUUGGCACUCGCCGAACAGUCGGCUGACAAGCCACCUCCCCCGUCCACGGAGUAUGCAGAGAUCGUCUACACAGACCAACCGGGACAGAUAAAGGAAGACAAAGAGUAG
Molecule: messenger RNA, 1485 nt
Organism: Leptosia nina
Lineage: Eukaryota; Metazoa; Arthropoda; Insecta; Lepidoptera; Pieridae
Source: the annotation of a GenBank genome assembly